CAGGAACGUGAAAAGAUGAAGACCAUGAAAAUCCAUGAGAAAAUGACAUACUCCACUAAAGUAAAAGCAAAGCAAAAAGGGUUCAGGAAAGCUUUGCAAAAGGAGGAGGAGGAAGAAAACAGAAAACAGGCAACAGAUGAAGAAAGACUGAAAGCUCUUCAGGAGUGUCUUUCGUGGAAGAUAGCCAUUAAAAAAGAUUACCCAUUAGAAAAGGAGACCUUCCGCGACUACAUAAAUGACAGAAGAGAAAUAUUUUUACUUGAGUAUGCCAUGGCAGUGAAGAGAGAGGAGAUUCAAAGGAUAGAGAACAUAGCAAAGAAAGAGGAAAAAAAGCUGGAAAAGGCUGAACACCGCCUGGAGAAGGAUGUUGCCAUGUUUGACGAGUUCCUGAAGGAGAACCACAAAAAUUCUGUUCAAGCCCUGAAAAUUGCUGAAAAAGAAUCUGCAGCAAAGACAAAGAAAAUAACAGAGAUCCAGAUGAUCAAUUCCCAAAUAAACAACCUCCAAAGUGACAUAUCCAGAUUUGAGAAUACUCUGCAGGAGUACAAGAUCUACAAGGACUUCCUCUAUCAGCUAUCUCCAAAAGAGUGGCAGGAGGAACGUGUGAAAAAGAACACAAAGCAGUUGAAAACAGCCUCCAAAGCUAACAAAGAAAGCGUCUCCUCUCCCACCGCUGCAGAGGAGGGUAAGUGCCAUGGAAGAGCUGCCCACUGCUCACCAGGACAGCUCCAUGCUCUAAGUCUACACCCCUUCUUGUGUCCAGGCCCAGACCUGACAGCUGGGAUUAAUGCUGCCUGUCCAUACACUACAGGUUAUACAGAUGCGCCAAGUUCUCUGCUGUCUGCAGAAAGUUUGAAUUUAAGCCUAUUACGUGAGAUCAGGCCACAGCUCAAAAGCCUUCUGAAGCCUCUCUCAACAAAAAAAAUAAGUUCACUGGAGGAGCAAGACAGCGAAACCUGCUCAGACGAAGAAGAUGAGGAGCCUGAGCUAUAUUUUACUGAUCCCCAACAACUGCUGUCUAUUUUCACGGAGAUGGAGGAAGAGAACUUGUCCUUCAUGCAGAAUUCCCAGGAGAUAGAGGAAUGUUUGGAUGAGCUCCAAAACACUUUCAUCACCACACACCAAAGGACGGAGCAGGAGAUAGGACAGCUGAAGCAGGAUGUGGUCAACCUCAAAUCCACCAUCGCCAAAGAAGAAGAGAGGGCAGCAGAUCUGAAGCACAGAGUUCAAGUCUUUUCUUCUGAAGAACACAAUGCUGAUGUCCAGGACAAAAUGCUCACAAGCUUGAACAAAAAGGUGCAGGAGGUCUACAGCCAGUGCAUUGGAGACAAUGAGGCAAACCUGCCGACAGUGCAGAUGCUAGCAGCGAUAGAAAAACAGCUCAAUGAUUUACUGGACAACCUGGAGAGAGUGCCACCAGAAAAGAUAGCACAGAUUGAGAAAGCCAAAGAAAAGGAACGGAGGAUAAGGCUCAGAGAGGAAAAGCUAAAGCAACAGAAGAAGCUGCAGGAGGAGAGAUUGCAACGGGCCCUGGAAAGAGCACAGGCAACCAUAAAAAUAAAGACUGGCAGGAGGCUGAUGUUCCGCUCCAGUCCACCCGCCAAGAAGGAAAAGAAGAAGCGCAGCCAAGAACAAAUGGAUAAGGAGAAGGAAGAACUACUCUAUUAUUUCACUUGACAGCACAGCCUUUGCUAUACCAUGUAGGGCUGAU
This is a messenger RNA of Cygnus atratus (black swan), 1711 nucleotides long. RefSeq names its product cilia and flagella associated protein 100 (gene CFAP100). Lineage: Eukaryota; Metazoa; Chordata; Aves; Anseriformes; Anatidae. The record is from RefSeq and is a predicted model, not a curated record. The transcript has 11 exons. Bases 16 to 1677 code for a protein of 553 amino acids.